This is a messenger RNA of Pyricularia oryzae 70-15, 1334 nucleotides long. RefSeq names its product peroxisomal NADH pyrophosphatase NUDT12. NCBI's taxonomy places the organism in Eukaryota, Fungi, Ascomycota, Sordariomycetes, Magnaporthales, Pyriculariaceae. The record is from RefSeq and is a predicted model, not a curated record. The transcript has 3 exons. Gene Ontology annotation, cellular component: cytosol. Gene Ontology annotation, molecular function: NADH pyrophosphatase activity. Gene Ontology annotation, biological process: NADP+ catabolic process; NAD+ catabolic process. The coding region runs from base 105 to 1250 and encodes 381 amino acids.
GAUCCCCCACUCGCUCACCUUUGAACGUUCCCAACCUUGUUGAACCGUCGACACCCGGCCUGCUACAACAACAAAAAGAUACUCGGUUCGAGUGCGCAACAAAAAUGGCUCCGUCACCUCUUCUGCCGCAGCUGCCGGCGGACGAUUCUAUGCUUACGCGCAGGUUCGGCGCCGAAACCGCAAACUACUUUUCCGGGAACCCACUGAACCGUGUUUCGUUCCUCCGCGACAACCGGGAUUUUCUCCAGGCCGCUUUUGCGCAUCCGUCAGCCCGCUUCCUCGCGCUCGACAAGCUCGCUCCUCUGGUUCACACGGCCGAGAAGAGUAUCGCCUGGAUCACACGUGAAGACGUUGCGCCGGUGACGGGCUCGGGGCCCUUUGACAAGACAGAGGAGGAUAUGAUCAAUGACUUCAACUCGGAGGAGUCGCACCCUGUUAUAAUACUCCUAGGCCUAGACGAUAAGCAGAAAAUGACUGCAUCCGACCAAGAUGUCUUUCAGCACAAGGACUACAAGGGUGCCCCUUACUUUGCGGUAGAUUUCACAGAAAACCAGGAUGUGGUCACCUCACUAGCGUCAAGAGAGGGCCUCUCGUUCAACCAAGACCAACGAAGUUUGGGUUUUAAUCCUGGCGAAGAAGACAUUACCGGUCCACGCCGGAGCAAAACGCGCCUGUCCCCCACAGACAUGGCGGGUGGCGAGAAACGCGACAGGAAACCUUGUGCCAGUAGGGGUACCGUCUCCAACAUUAGUUUCCCUAGAACCGACCCCACGAUAAUCGUGGCUGUCGUCAGUGCAGACGGCACCAAGGUGCUUCUCGGAAGGAACAAGCGAUGGCCGAAAUACUGGUACAGCACCUUGGCUGGAUUUCUUGAGCCGGGCGAGUCUAUCGAGGAGGCGACGAGGCGAGAGGUCUGGGAAGAGAGCGGCGUCACCGUUGGUAGGGUUGUGUUGCACAGCUCUCAACCAUGGCCUUUCCCUGGAAGCCUUAUGAUUGGAGCCAUCGCGCAGGCACUUCCUGGCGAUGGCGAGAAGAUAUUUCUCGGCAAUGACCCCGAGUUGGAGGAUGCCAAGUGGUUUCCCAUGGCCGAGGUUCGAAAGGCGCUCUCGUCCGGGGUCAGCAAUUUGGGACAGUCAGCACCGCCCGAGUACGUCGAGGGCGACCUGAGAGUGCCGCCGGACACGGCGAUUGCAAACCGCCUUAUGACUGCUGUUGUGGGAGGUUACAAUGGGGCGUUUCCCAAAAUUUGAAGACAUAUACGUGUUUGCGCAAAUAUUGUCGAUUCCCUAGAUAAGAACAUAGAUGAAUAGCGAUUCUGGAUACUGUUUUCAAGU